UCGUCCCGGAAUUGCAUUACUCAUUAAAAAAAAUGUUAGAAAAAUGAGGUUAUGUGUGAUAAUUUCUCAAUCAUUUAAUGCUCUCAUAUCGUCUCAACCAUUAAAUUCCAUCAUGUAAGAAUGCUCUAGAUAACGAUAAAACUAAUUGAUAAUUAUUGUUUCGUUGGAAAAUCUGCUUAUCUCCAAGUGAGGCUCUUGUUAUGCUAAUGUGUUUGCAGUUCGCAUAGAUAAAAGAAAAUUUGCGUUUCUGAUUAGCGUAAUUGUUAUGUGAUAAAUAAAUACGAAUAACUGUUUACUCAGUGUUGUAUUUUAUGAAAAGUUUACAAUAAACAAUGAUAAAACCAAUAGGAAUCAGUGCCUAACCAGCCAGUUAUACACCAGCCACCAUACCGCAAUAAAUGCAUGAAAAAUGAAAUUUGCUGAACACCUUUCAGCCCAUAUCACCCCAGAAUGGAGGAAACAAUACAUCAACUACGAGGAAAUGAAAGCCAUGCUCUACAUGGCCGUAGAAGAGGCCCCCUCGUCCGAAAGCGUGGAACCCGAAGUCCUGACUCGCCACUUUGCAAAUUUCGACGAAACGUUCUUCCACUACUCGGACAAAGAAUUGAAAAAAAUCAACACUUUCUAUUCGGAAAAACUGGCCGAAGCCACUCGGAAAUUUGCAAAUUUGAAUAACGAACUGCGAGUGUCUUUGGAGCACAUCAGACAGGGUAAAAGGAAAGACACCGAUGCGACCAAAAGACACAUCCCCGCCAGGAAAUUGCAAGAAUUAAAACUUGCCUUCAGCGAAUUUUAUUUAAGCUUGAUUCUGUUGCAAAACUACCAAACUUUGAAUCAUACAGGGUUUCGGAAGAUUUUGAAGAAGCACGACAAGUUACUUAACACUGACGUGGGGGCGAAAUGGCGGCAAGAGCACGUCGAAACGUCCCAUUUUUUCACGAAUCGAGACAUCGACAAGCUCAUCAACGACACCGAGAGCAUGGUGACCAACGAACUGGAAGGGGGCGACCGCCAGAAGGCCAUGAAGCGCCUCCGUGUGCCUCCGCUGGGGGAGCAGCAGUCCCCCUGGACCACGUUCAAAGUGGGGCUGUUCUCGGGCUCCUUCAUCGUGCUCUUGAUUGCUGUGGUCCUCUCGGCCAUCUUCCACGACGGGGCGAGCGAGAACCUCAAAAUUGCAUUCCGAUUGUACCGGGGCCCCCUCUUGAUCGUCGAGUUUUUGUUCCUGAUUGGGGUCAAUGUGUACGGGUGGAGGUCGUCGGGGGUCAACCACGUGCUUAUUUUCGAGCUGGACCCCCGGAAUCAUCUCUCCGAGCAGCACCUGAUGGAGAUGGCGGCCAUUUUUGGGGUCGUUUGGACGCUUAGUUUGCUCAGUUUUCUCUACAGUUCCAGUUUAAGUAUCCCGCCGUAUGUGAAUCCCCUGGCGUUGACUGUCAUUAUGGUGCUGUUUGUGAUCAAUCCGCUCAAAGUGUUCAGACACGAUGCCCGCUUUUGGUUCGUGAGGAUUUGUGGCCGCAUGUUUGGUGCCCCCUUCUUCCACGUGGGCUUCGCCGAUUUCUGGCUCGCCGAUCAACUCAAUAGUCUCGCCAACGCACUCUUAGAUUUCCAAUUUUUGAUUUGUUUUUACUACACUCAUGGCGACAAUUGGGCUGAAGCAGGAGAUACGGCCGAAUGUAUGGAAAAGAAUUUCAUAAUCCGUCCGAUUGUCAACUGUAUCCCGGCCUGGAUACGUCUUGCUCAAUGCCUUCGCCGUUAUUACGACACCAAAGAAGCCUUCCCUCACUUAGUAAACGCCGGAAAAUACUCAACGACGUUUUUUGUCGUCAUUUUUUCAACUCUGAGAUCGGUUUACAAAAGUGAUUAUCCAGACCAAAGCGAAAACCCCUUCCUUUUCCUAUUCAUAAUCGCAUCCAUUGUGAGCUCUUGUUACGCCUACACUUGGGAUAUUAAAAUGGAUUGGGGCCUUUUCGACAAAUCAGCGGGCGAAAAUAAAUUCCUUCGUGAGGAAAUCGUCUACUCUUCCACGUUCUUCUACUACUUUGCCAUUGUCGAAGACUUUGUUUUACGGUUUGCUUGGGCGCUUUCGUUCUAUUUGACUGAAAAUGGCUACGUCAGUGGUGACUUGAUGACGUCCAUAUUAUCGCCCCUUGAGGUCUUCCGCCGAUUCGUUUGGAACUUUUUCCGAUUGGAAAACGAACACUUGAACAAUUGCGGUAAAUUCAGAGCCGUUCGUGAUAUUUCCGUCGCCCCAAUCGACUCAUCUGACCAAGCACAGAUAAUCAGGAUGAUGGAUGAGGCAGAUGGCGUUGCCAACAGAGGUAGAAACAAAAAACAGGCGAAGAAAAAGGAAGAAAAGAAACCGCUGUUGCUUGAAGAAUCCAUCGCCAACUUUAAGUCGAUACCGUUGUCCACGAUGCAAGUUUAGGAAAGAUGAAAUUAGAAGUGAGAUUAGGAGACACAGUUGGUACUUAUAGGUGGGAGCAGUAUUACGCACGGAUGAACCAUUCCCUUGUGAUCUUGUACAUGUGCUUAUUUUUACUAUUGUUAAACGAAGUUUUACAGGGAUUAUUACUUAACUUGAUGCCUUUAUACAAUAUUUAGUGAUAAUUAUGUACUGUACGCAAAUAUAUUUUAAAUAAACUUGGUUUUUAUCAA
This is a messenger RNA of Tribolium castaneum (red flour beetle), 2652 nucleotides long. RefSeq lists its product as uncharacterized. The coding region runs from base 410 to 2422 and encodes 670 amino acids. The transcript has 7 exons. The record is from RefSeq and is a predicted model, not a curated record. NCBI's taxonomy places the organism in Eukaryota, Metazoa, Arthropoda, Insecta, Coleoptera, Tenebrionidae. Gene Ontology annotation, molecular function: inositol hexakisphosphate binding. Gene Ontology annotation, cellular component: plasma membrane; cytoplasm; Golgi apparatus. Gene Ontology annotation, biological process: cellular response to phosphate starvation; phosphate ion transport.